Molecule: messenger RNA, 886 nt
Organism: Pelecanus crispus (Dalmatian pelican)
Lineage: Eukaryota; Metazoa; Chordata; Aves; Pelecaniformes; Pelecanidae
Source: RefSeq, a predicted model, not a curated record
UUGAGGCGAGACCAAGGUGUGUCUGGAGAUCAGGUAUCUAUCAUGGUGGAUGGUGUUCAAGUGGCCUUGCCAUCCUAUGAAGAAGCGGUGUAUGGCAGCACGGGGAACUGCAUUCCACCCUCGGACUCCCGAGUGCAAAUCGUGCUCUCGGAGGGAGCUGGGCAGAACGGAGCCAGACAGAUGCAGCAGCAGGACCAAGGGGCUCGCAAUAGCUUUGAAAGAGAAGAUGAAGCCCCCGGACAUUCUGGACUGUGUGAAGCCAGUGGCUCUCAGCGCUCUGAAACUGUUCUUGUGCAUCAGGCUGCUACCUCUUGCUGGGUAGCUGGCAUGGCUAGCAGUAGACCUGUACACAAAGAGGUCCAAGAUUCAGAAAGCAGUGACAUACAGAGCCUUUUAUCACUCACUUCCUCCGAGGAAUACACAGAUGAUAUUCCCUUAUUGAAGGAAGCAUGAGGCCUGCUGUGUUUGUCUAGCCUUCUCCCUCUUGGAUUUCUUCUUCCUUCCCUCCCCCUGCCUUCAGGACAGAAGCACUCUGUGCAGCCUUCCCCGUCCUCGCGAGCUGUGCCCUGGAUACCUCCAAGCAGAGACGCUCUCAGCUGAAGAUCCAAAGGAUGUCGCCAGGUUGCCUCCUGGAUGCACCAGUGGAGUUGGUGCAGCGCUGGCUUCCCCAUUCCAUCAGCAUCAGGGGCUCAAGGAACAGAGUGGAUUUGAGCUCUCCUCUCCUCUUCCCCAGCCAGAUGUUUGACAGCAGUCUCUGAAGAGCUGCUCUUUUCUCGUGCCUUUCUCCUCCUCACACCGGCUUGUUGCAGCUUAUCAGCCUCUCGACCUUCUGCUGCCUGGAGAGCAGGGACUAAAACUGCUUGCUCACUGGGUGCAGACACAGUUU